Molecule: messenger RNA, 369 nt
Organism: Scomber japonicus (chub mackerel)
Lineage: Eukaryota; Metazoa; Chordata; Actinopteri; Scombriformes; Scombridae
Product: vesicle-associated membrane protein 2-like
Exons: 5
Coding region: 1-369 (122 amino acids)
Biological process (GO): vesicle-mediated transport; vesicle fusion; SNARE complex assembly
Cellular component (GO): SNARE complex; plasma membrane
Molecular function (GO): syntaxin binding; SNAP receptor activity
Source: RefSeq, a predicted model, not a curated record
AUGACGAUAUGGUCGACUCCAGAUGCAGGUGCUCCAGGAGCUCCCGGAGAGGGAGGCGAGGGCGGAGCUCCGGCCCCAAACCUGACCAGCAACAGACGACUGCAGCAGACGCAGGCUCAGGUGGACGAGGUGGUGGACAUCAUGCGUGUGAACGUGGACAAAGUCCUGGAGAGAGAUCAGAAGCUGUCGGAGCUGGACGACCGGGCCGACGCCUUGCAGGCCGGAGCCUCGCAGUUCGAGAGCAGCGCCGCCAAACUCAAGAACAAGUACUGGUGGAAAAACUGCAAGAUGAUGAUCAUGAUGUCGAUCAUAGGUAUCAUAUGUGUUGGAGUCGUCUUCUGGUUCGGUAUCGGUACUCGCUAUCUUUAA